GUGCAACGUGACUGUCUGGCACAUGCAGCACCAUUGGAUCAACCGCAGCAUCGUGGCGGAGUUCCCCGCAGGGUGCGGCCAGAAGGUCUUCAAGGCUGGUGAUGGCCACCGCUUCGAGCUGCGCGUCGUCGAUGGCUUCUCGUUGCAGUCGGACGUCGAUCGGUUCUGUUCGCUGCACACUACCAUGAUGCAUGUGCGCAAGUCCUUCACCGAUUGGCUGCCGACGUACAUGAUCGCCCACAACAUUCAGCAUGAGAACUACAACCGCAUCCGCGAGCUCGAGGAGGCGAGCAUCCAGUGGAUCAAGGAUGGCAUGCAGCAGAAGCUGAACGAGCGCAUCCAGUACGCGCUCAACGACGAGCAGGAGAGGAUCAAUGCACCCAGGCAGCUGAAGGCGACGACCUCGGCCCCGAAGGAGCCCCCCAAGAAGAAGGAGG
Molecule: messenger RNA, 437 nt
Organism: Prorocentrum cordatum
Lineage: Eukaryota; Dinophyceae; Prorocentrales; Prorocentraceae
Source: the annotation of a GenBank genome assembly